This is a messenger RNA of Anguilla rostrata (American eel), 7573 nucleotides long. RefSeq names its product SRC kinase signaling inhibitor 1-like. The transcript is spliced from 20 exons. Gene Ontology annotation, biological process: regulation of dendritic spine morphogenesis. NCBI's taxonomy places the organism in Eukaryota, Metazoa, Chordata, Actinopteri, Anguilliformes, Anguillidae. Bases 381 to 5465 code for a protein of 1694 amino acids. The record is from RefSeq and is a predicted model, not a curated record. Gene Ontology annotation, cellular component: cytoplasm; postsynaptic density; actin cytoskeleton.
CUCUCUCUCUCCCUCUCAUAAGCACUCCCGCGCGUGUACACACACCAUCGCCGUAGCGACACGCGCGCGCACGCACACGCGCACGUGCGCACGAGUCGCCGGGUUACGACGGCGCAGCUGGACCCCAGCCAUCCCGCGAAAGGAGGAUCCGAGCCGGGAGGAGAGAGAGAGAGAGACGGGGAGAAAGGGAGGAGGACGGAAGGAGCGGAAGAGCGAAUAGGAGCGCAGGCAGUGCGAGGGGAGACGAGCGCUGUGAAAGGAUACAGAGAGACAGGGGAGGAAAAAAAAAAGAGAACAGGAAACGAUAUUACUCACAGCGCAAGUGGUCCGCGUUGCAGAAUGGGAAAUGCACCAUCCCAAGGCAUGUCUGCUCUAUCUCCAUGAAUACUGUAGUAGCAGACCCUGAGCGCAGUGGAGGUCACAUGAUCUCGACGGACGACGCAGAGUACCCGCGGGAGUACCGCACGCUGGGGAACGGCACGCGCCGCUUCUCCAACGUGGGCCUGGUGCACACCUCGGAGCGCCGGCACACCGUCAUCGCCGCGCAGAGCCUGGAGGCGCUCGGCAGCCUGCAGAAGGCCGACAUGGAGCGCAAGCGCGACGUCUUCCUGGACCACCUGAAGAACAAGUACCCGCCCCAGCACCCGCCGUCCCCCUCCCAGUCCCACGGCAGCAUGAGGGGGGCUCCUGACCGCACCCGUGAGCAGCAACAGCCAAACUACUGGAGCUUUAAGAGCCGGAGCCCUCGACACUCCCAGUCCACGCAGUCGGGCCUGGCCGACCAGGCCGCCAAGCUGUCCUUCGCCUCGGCCGAGUCGCUGGAGACCAUGUCGGAGGCCGACAUCCCGCUCGGCUUCAACCGCAUGAACCGCUUCCGGCAGAGCCUGCCCCUGUCGCGCUCGGCCAGCCAGACCAAGCUGCGCUCGCCAGGGGUGCUUUUUCUGCAGUACGGGGACGAGACGCGGCGGGUGCACAUCACCCACGAGCUGAGCAGCCUGGACACGCUGCACGCCCUCAUCGUGCACAUGUUCCCGCAGAAGCUGACCAUGGGCAUGCUCAAGUCGCCCAACACCGCCAUCCUCAUCAAGGACGAGGCGCGCAACGUAUUCUACGAGCUGGAGGACGUGCGCGACAUCCAGGACCGCAGCAUCAUCAAGAUCUACCGCAAGGAGCCCAUCUACGCCUCCUACCCCGCCGCCCACCUGGCCAACGGGGACCUGCGGAGAGAGAUGGUGUACACGUCUCGGGACUCCUCCCCCACGCGGCGGCUCAACAGCGGGCCGUCGUCGGCCUCCCCGCCCUCGGCGUCGCCCUCCCGCUCCCGGCUCUCGUACGGCGGGGGCCGCCCGCCCUCCUUCGUGGGGCCGGCCCAGGCGCACCCCCACGCCCAGCACCACCCGCCCUCCUCGGGCCACCCCCACGCCCUGCCCCACCCCCACCCCCACCCCCACCACGCCCCCCCGGCGGGCCUCUCGCCGUCGCCCAGCGCCAUCCUGGAGCGGCGCGACGUCAAGCCGGACGAGGAGGUGACGUCCAAGAACAUGGUGCUGCUGAAGAACGAGGGCCUCUACGCCGACCCCUACGGCCUGGUGCACGAGGGCCGCCUGAGCAUCGCCUCGACGCAGUCGCUGGCCGCCAUCGGCGACCCCUUCGCCUUCCCGGUGUCCGGCGGCCUGUACCGCCGCGGCUCCGUCCGCUCGCUCAGCACCUACUCGGCCGCCGCCGCCGCCCUGCAGGGCGAGCUGGAGGAGGCCCUGUACAAGCCCGGCGGCCCGCUGUACCCCGACGCCUACGCCUCCACGCUGGGCGUGGGCUUCCGCAUGCCCCCCUCGUCCCCGCAGAAGGUGCCGGAGGCGCAGCUGCGGGACCGGGACUCGUACUCCGGGUCGCCCGGCCGCGGCUCCCCCGUGCGCCAGGCCUUCCGGAAGGACUCCUCGUCCUCCGUCUUCGCCGCCGAGAGCCCCAAGUCCCGCGCCGCCUCCGGCUCCGACCCGCUCUGCGGGGCCGUGCUCCCCGGGGGGGACAUGAACCGGGGGACGACGGGGACGCCGGGCUACAACUCCCCGCUGCCCGGCAAUGAAACAGAGACCCGGGAGCGGAUGGAGGCGAUGGAGAAGCAGAUCGCCAGUCUCACGGGCCUGGUGCAGAGCGUGCUGACCAGAGCGCCAGACAGCGACAGCGCCGAGAAGACCGAGUCCGCCAACGACUGCUCGGGCGCAGGAACUGGACGGAUAAAAAAAAGGAAAGCCCUGACGCCGUCGGCGCCUCUGGCUCUGAUGCCGCCCCCCCCUGCCGGAGCCGCGCAGGCCACCACCGUCACGCGCUUGCAGAUGCAGCUGCACCUGCACGACCUGCAGCACAACGCCACCGAGCUGCGCGACCAGCUGUCCCAGCUGCGCAAGAUGCAGCUCCAGAACCAGGACUCAGUGCGGUCGCUGCUGAAGCGGACGGAAACAGAGAUCAGCGUGCGAGUGACGGACGCACUACGCAAACAGGAGGACCCCCUGCAAAGACAGCGCCUCCUGGUGGAGGAGGAACGACUGAAGUACCUGAACGAGGAGGAGCUGAUUAUUCAGCAGCUGCAUGACCUGGAGAAAUCUGUGGAGGAGAUCCAGAAGGACUCGUCAGUGAACCACCGGCUGGUGACGGCGCAGGAGCUGGAGGAGAAGGCCACAGUGCUGAGGAAGCUGGGAGAAACGCUCACCGAGCUCAAGAACCAGUUCCCCAGCCUACAGAGUAAGAUGCGGGUGGUGUUAAGGGUUGAGGUGGAGGCGGUCAAGUUCCUCAAGGAGGAGCCACAUAGGCUGGACGCCUUACUGAAACGCUGCAAGACGGUCACAGACACGCUGACCACCCUGCGCAGGCAAGUGAAUGAGGGAACAUGGAAGAGCCAGGAGGACUUUGCAAGCUCGUUGCCCAAGCAGGGGGACGAAUUUAGCAAGAGCGCAGACUUUGACAUUCCUACCAGCCCUCCUCUCAGCCUCAACAGCCUGGGGGGCAGCACCAGCCUCUCCAACUGGACCCCUCACUCCAGCCCCAGCCAAGGCAACCCCUCGGGUCUGCACCAUGACCCCCAGCCCCCGGGGUCCCUGAAGAACCGGGCCCUGGACGAUCUGUCGGGCCGCCGGGGCGUAGACAAAUCGGUGUCGGCGGAGGUCAGACUGGCCGCUGAGCGGGACUGGGAGGAGAAGCGGGCGAACCUGACGCAGUACAGCGCCCAGGACAUCAACCGGCUCCUGGAGGAGACGCAGGCUGAACUCAUGAAGGCCAUACCGGACCUGGACUUUGCAGCCAAGCAGAUCAACAAGCCCUCGGCGAUCCCCGUGUCCCAGAGCGGCAACACCACCCCGGAGCACCGCCCAAACAAGCCCCAGCACUCCGCCCACAAGCUGUCCAGCAAGGAGCCCGGCUCACGGCGUGGCUCUGACGAGCUGAUGGUGCCUCGGUAUCGCACGGAGAAGCCCUCCAAGUCGCCCCCGCCCCCGCCACCCCGCCGUAGCUUCCCAUCAUCCCAUGGGCUCACCACCAACCGCAGCGGGGAGGUCAUCGUCACCAGCAAGACCAUCAAGAAGUCCGAGUCGGAGGAGACGGAGACCCAGAAACCCCACGUCAAGCUGCGGCGGACCGUCUCCGAGGCCCCGCGGCCCGCCUCCACCCCCCCUGUCAUCGCCGCGUCGGGGGUCAAGGAAGAUGACGACGAGGAGAAGAUCAUCGCCGAGCUGGAGGUGUUUCAGAGAGCCCCAAUUAGAGUCAAAGUGUCCCCUCCCCACUCCCUGCCCAGCACCCUGCGCAGGACCAGUACCCCUCCCUCCAGCCUGGACCUGUGGCCCUCAGGGGCCGCGGGAAGGAAGACGUCCUCAGCUUCCCUGGACUGCUCCAGCCUACGGUGGGAGUUGGGCAAACUGUAUAAGCGUAACGCCAGCUCCCCAGCACCAGACUCACAGGAACGUGAUGUUACUGCCCCCAGUUCCUCAUCCAGUCAGGUCCCCCGCAUCAUGCUGACUGACUGGACAUCUGUCUCUUCUUCCCGUUCUGAGAGCCCGGUCAGGGCUGGUCCAGAGGGACACUUUGCACAGAGAACACUGCAGGGCAUAACCACAGGAAGAGGCUGCAGUAACGUCAAGAGCCCUCACCAAGCCUUUGGUGUCACCUCAGCCAUUGACCCGAGACUGACCACAGUGGAUGACCAACAGUUAACGAGGAUUGGCCUCACCCCUCAGAAACAGAGCCAGGCACUCCCCAAGGUGUCCAAGCCUCCUGAGGAAAUUCCUGCAGUCCGGACACAGAGGAGGCCCCAAAGCUACGAGCUGAGGAUCCAGGAGUCCUUUGAAGAGGCGGGUGGAGAGGAGGGCAGGGAGGACCUGGCCCUUAUCCUCACAGACAGGGAGGUGAGGGUGCUGUCCGGCAGAGAAGCUCAGAAGCUCAGCAGUUCAGGAGCUGGCCAGGAGGUGCGGACUGUGAUGGUCCAACCUGAGGCACCAGAGGGCGAUGCCGAGCUCCCCGCACCUGGGACUAAACCUUGCAGGCUGCAGUUGAGCAGCACCCCACUGAUCCUGUUGUUCGGAGAGUCCCUGCAGGUCAAAGAGGCCUACAGACAACUAGAGGCACUGCUGGAGGAGGACGAGGAGGAGGAGGAGGAGGAAGAGGCCGGAGACCUCCAGGCUGGAGGCCAGGUUUACCGUCAGAGUCAGAGGUGGAGGCCGGUGCCCAAACCGAGGAUGGCGAGGACUCAGGGCGCCUCCAGGAGAGCUGGCCCCAGGAUACAGCUUCCCAAGGGGCAGCUGGUCACCCUGAGGGAGGCUUUGAGGCAGGGCCUUCAGACAGGAAACAGAACCCUGCAGCUCCUCAUCAGCGCAGAGCGGGACGCCAGCACGUUGUCUCUCAGGGUGGGCGACUGCAGGUCAAAAUCACCUUGCCCUGGGGUUUCCGCGUCAACGCCGAAUGGGUCAGCCCGUCCUCAGCAGAGUCGAGCUGAGGGGGGCGGGCUUAAAGGGGCGCUGGCAGGAGACGUCCGCAGCAGCACCUUCCAGAGGCUGGACAGCCUGGAGGAGACCAUUCGCGUACUGGAGAACACCCUGCAGGAGAUCAGCGCCAACCCCUCAGCGGGCUACCUCUUCCCCAGAGACUUUCUCAGGCAGCUGAGCUCUGACAGCAGGAGCGAGCCUUGUAGUACUGGGCAGAUCACAGAAGGUCCAAUCCCUCCGCCCAGAACUGCAGACUCGGAGGCCACCUCCCCCUCCCCCAUCUCCAAGAAGAAGCCUCCUGUCCCACCCAAGCCAUCCGGCAUCCCGGUGCACCUGAUUAAGGUCUUCCCGCCCUCCGUGGUGUGUCAUUUCCUGUUUGGUCAUACAGUGAUCUCCUUGGUACUCUUCUGGCUUGGGAUUGGCCUUCUCUCUGAAAAAUCCUCUCCUGGGAGACAAGCAGGGGCUGUUCUUUCACCUGACUGGCAGUGCUGGACAGCUUAAUUUGCUGCUAUUGUAUCUGUUAUGUGCUCUUGCUACUGAAGAUAUUUCAAUUUUUGAAUUCUCUUAAAAGUGAAUCAUAUUAAAUCGGAGUUCAAUUAAAAUUAAUUUAAUUAAAUAUGAGGAUAAAGGUAUUGAGAGGCACUUUGGUUGACCUAUUACAGGGGCACUUAACAGACUAAAGCAAAUAAGUGGUUUCCUAGCUUCCUUGUUUCUUCAGAAAGAGUCUACAACCUCACCUUUAGAGAUGGACUGACCCAGGUAUAAUCCAAUGUCAUUGUAAUUAGUUUGCUAGGGCUAGCAAUUGAGUACUAGCACUGGAACAGUCACACGCUCAUUUGGUUGCUGGUCUCUAUUUUCUGAAGGUGGGGUUACUGGCUUGUUUGAAUGCAUGGUUGUUGGGAACGUGCGUAUUGAUUUCUCUGUUCUGUCAUGUUCCCCAUCUGUAAAUCAGUGGACUCCUGUCGCUGCAUCAAUAAACUGUCCCCUCCCUCACUGACCUCUCACUAAAAGGUCUGCUGAAGCCUCUUGAUUGUUUUUCCCCAACGUGCAGUGGUGUUUCCUGUCCAAUACUCUGAAAUCAAUAACCGAGUUCCAGCCUUAUUAUUGCUUGAUGCCUAUUGACGUAUUUGCCCCUUGGUUUAUGGGACAUCCCUUUAAGGUGUGUUAAUGGGACAUAACAUUAGCAUGGCUUAGUGCAAUGCAUAAAGUGAAAGUCUCAUCAACAUUUUAAAACAUGGAACAAACAAAACAUAGAUGAAGUGGCUUGGAACAUGAAGCCAGUUGAAAAGCAGAUUCUCUUGUACUUCCUGUACACUUCCUUCUUAUUUUAUAUCUCUUCCUUCAUCAGUACUUCAGACUGAGACAGUGAAAAGCAGCUGCAUCUCUUUAGUCCUGCUAAAGGUGGCUGGUGAGGUUUUGGCCUCCGUGCAUUUUCUCAAAUGUCAAACAACAUGCCUUAAAGACAGCCAUACCUCCAGGCUGUCAUAUGAUAGAGAUGUGCCAGGCAUUAAGGGACAUAGAGUCUUCAGCAUCCGUUAAGGCAUACUGGUUUCAGCCUUGCUCUCAUAAAUAUCAUCAAGGACAAAUUGAGAAUAGAGACUGAACUUUGGAAGACCAUAAAACAAAGAUAUGUUGGGGAAACUCCCAUUUUCAGAUUCUGCUUUCAGGUGCGAAUUCUAGGAAGCUAUAAAAAAUGCAGAAUAACAUUAAAAUUCUUAAAUUUUUCAAAUUUUUUGUCAGAUGAUUGAUUUUUAAUGUCAUCUACUAAAUAUAUCUUAAUGUAUUCAUUCUGUAUUUUUACACUAGAAAUGUUAUUUCUUCUAAUUUAGUGUAGAUAUUAUGCUAAUAUGAUGAUUGUAUGUACUGCAUGUGUGUAUGAGCAUUCAUGUGCGUAUGUAGAAACACAUACAUAUACACAGGUAUAAAAAAUCUUAUAUAUGGUUAUAUGAAUGUGGAAAUGGUUAUAUGAAAUUGAAUGGCCAAGUUGUGUGUGAAUUUGAGAAUGACCAACUUGACUUGCUUAUUCGUUAUAGAAUUAAUAAAUAAUGGUGGAUCUCAUUUUAAAUGUUGGCUAGUGCACUCUUUACAUUUCGCUUGCCUCUGCCAGCAAACCCACAGCAAUGUGGUGCUCUGCUCAGCUGUGGGGUGUCCGAAAGUCAUUAACUCUUCCCUAAUUCACUCUCUCGUUUCGAAAUACACACAAUUAAUAGCAGAAUUAUCGCAGGAGUGCAAUCAGGAUUUCCAUCUCUGACUCUGGUAAUGACUGAAAUUCUAAUUAAAAAUACAUUAGGAGGCCGUUACCGGGCACCAGCGGUGAAGAUAUUGUAUCUUAACUUUUCAUCUGCUUCUGUUCUGCUUUUCCUACAAUGAAUUAACGAAACCACCAACGAGUCAUUAUUUGCUCAUGCUUAAAAACCUGUGGCUGGCCUUGUCAAAAGUGUUGUCGCACGCAAGAAGAAUUUUUAUUGGCAAAGUUUCUUAAAACUGGAAUUUGUGCGGUGGUUUUAUUAGUCGUAUCGACUGGGUGAUCUGAAAGAUUUUCGGGGGGGAUGCGAGGGAACAGCUCACUCCGGCUUUGGGACUCACCCGCUGCCCCCUUUCCCUCUCCG